AUGAAGGGAAAAUUAAUUGGAUUAGGAGUAUCAAUUAUCCUUAUAGCUGGUGUAGCCAUUGGUCUUAUAGAACUUGUACGUCGUGCAAAUACUUCAAAUCAUCCGAACCAUGAUCCAUUAUCUUCAAAAUCCAAAGCAAUUCAAGCAAUAUGUGGCCCUACAGACUACAAAGAUGCAUGUGUUACAAGUCUCAACUCAGUUGCAAAUAACCAAAGUGCCACCUUAAAGGACUACAUACAAGUUGCCAUAAGUUCCACCAUUGAUGCUGUGAAACAAAGUAUUGAAAAAUCAGACUCCAUAGGCAAAGAAGCAAAUGAUCCUCUAAAUAAGAUGGCUUUUGCGGAUUGCAAGGAAUUGUUACAACUUGCAACUGAUGAGUUACAAUCCUUGCUUAGAGAUACGAAUGAUACCAACUUCUCUUCGUUGACGAAUAGAGAAAAUGACCUGAAAAAUUGGCUAAGUGCUACUAUUUCAUACCAACAAUCAUGCCUUGACGGUGUUGAAAAUUCUGAUCUGAAAGAAAAGAUGACAAAAGGUCUUAAGAUUACAUCCCAAUUAACAAGUAAUAUGCUUGCUAUUGUUUCAGAAUUUAGUCCAAUUCUAAGUAGUUUUGGCAUUAAUUCAAAUGCAAGUAUUAACUCUCGUCGACUCCUCAAUAUUAAUGAAAAUGUCUCUAAGUUUGGCAAAGAUGGCUAUCCAAAUUGGAUUUCAACUGAAGAUAGAAAGUUAUUAUCAAGGAUUAAUAUAAAUAACCCAUUUCCUAAUGCAAUUGUGGCUCAAGAUGGAAGUGGGCAAUUUAGGACAAUUUCUCAAGCAAUUGCAGCAUAUAAUCCAAAGAAUUUUAAGGGUAGAUAUGUUAUUUAUGUCAAAGCAGGGUUAUAUAAUGAGCAAGUACUUAUUACAAAAGAUCAAGUCAAUAUCUUUAUGUAUGGAGAUGGGCCUCGUAAGACCAUUGUCACUGGAAGAAAAAACAAUCGAGAUGGUGUUAGCACAUAUCAAUCAGCUACAUUUGCUGUAAUUGGAAACGGAUUUAUUGGAAAGUCGAUGGGUUUUCAAAACACAGCAGGUCCAGAAGGACACCAAGCUGUAGCACUUCGCGUACAAUCCGAUAUGUCCGCCUUUUAUAAUUGUAGGAUGGACGGAUACCAAGACACACUAUACACGCAAGCACAUCGCCAAUUUUAUCGUAACUGUGUGGUUUCAGGCACGGUAGAUUUCAUUUUUGGAGAUGGAAAUGUAGUUAUCCAAAACUCGCUUAUAAUCGUUCGAAAGCCCUUAGAUAAUCAGCAAAAUACAGUGACUGCACAAGGUAAAAAAGAUCGUCGCGAAACUACUGGGAUCGUUAUCCAUAACUGUAGAAUUGUUCCAGAGCAAAAGUUGUUUCCCAUUCGAUACCAAAUUCCAACAUUUUUAGGUAGACCAUGGAAGGAAUACUCUACAACAAUAAUAAUGCAAUCUAUGCUUGCCGAUUUCAUACAACCAGUAGGAUGGAUGCCUUGGGCAGGCACCUUUGCGUUGGAUACAUUGUACUAUGGAGAGUAUGGGAAUCGAGGUCCGGGUGCCGAUACAAGUAGGAGAGUUAGAUGGAAGGGCUACCAUGUUAUUACAAAUAGAGAUGAAGCUAUCAGAUUCACCGUUGGUCGAUUUAUUCAAGGACAACAAUGGCUUCCAUUUUCAAGCAUGCCUUAUCUUCUUGACCUGAAAAAUUAA
Messenger RNA from Beta vulgaris subsp. vulgaris (sugar beet), 1710 nucleotides. RefSeq names its product pectinesterase. NCBI's taxonomy places the organism in Eukaryota, Viridiplantae, Streptophyta, Magnoliopsida, Caryophyllales, Amaranthaceae. The coding region runs from base 1 to 1710 and encodes 569 amino acids. Gene Ontology annotation, molecular function: pectinesterase inhibitor activity; pectinesterase activity. Gene Ontology annotation, biological process: cell wall modification. The transcript is spliced from 2 exons. The record is from RefSeq and is a predicted model, not a curated record.